Molecule: messenger RNA, 4464 nt
Organism: Rotaria socialis
Lineage: Eukaryota; Metazoa; Rotifera; Eurotatoria; Philodinida; Philodinidae
Source: the annotation of a GenBank genome assembly
AUGAGCGUCGACAUGAUGGAUUUAGAUCAUGAUGAUCCAAGAAUUAUCGAUCCAGAAAUAUUAAAAAAAGAAUUAGUUAUUUCAUUACCGAUUUUGAGUGAAGCUGAUGUUCAAAUGAUGUUAAACGGUGCGUAUUUUUCUCGUGAAGAAUGUUCAUCUGAUGAUGAUGAAGAAAAAGAAAAGCCUUGUUUGAAGCGUGAUCAACGACGUUCAAAUUUAUUAAAUAAUCCAGAUUAUGGUACAAUUCUUUGUUUCAUUGAUAAGUUUCGUUCAUAUAUCAAUAUAAAAAAGUAUCCGCUACGCAUAUUAGAGGAUAAUCUAAUUAGUGAACAAGAAAAACUUAGUCAUCGUUUCAUUGAUUUUCAUCUAGCUUUACUUAAAAGAGUUAAUUCAGGUAGAACAAUAAAAGCGGACCAAUUUAUUUCAACCAUGGCAAAAUUUGCUUAUCGUUUUAAUUAUGAUGAUGGAAAUCAGUUAGAUGAACGUGGAUAUUCUAAAACAAGUAUUGAUAUUAAACUUCGAGUUUUAAAGAAUUUAUUAGAAAAACAAUUUGACUAUGAUCAAAAAUUAAAAACUGCUGUAGCCAGUAAAUCAGCUAUUGAAAUACGUUCAAAACCAUUUGGUCGAGAUCGAUAUGGCGCAUCGUAUUGGUUGUAUACGGAUACUGAUUGUUUUUUUCGUUUAUUCCGUGAAAAUAUUGAUAGAAAUUGCACAUGGAAAAGUGUAGCGAAAGAUCAAACUGAAUUAGAAAAUUUAAUAAAAAUACUCAUAGCUGAUCAUGUUGUACGAAAAAAAUUUCCGGGAUGGAAAUUUUCUUAUCCUUCUUUUAAUUCUUUAUCAACGUCGCAUGAAUUUGAAGAACAUUAUGCGUCUAAUUUAUUUCAUUGCAAAAACAAAAAUGAACUCUCGGAUGGAUCGAGUUCGUCGUUUGUACUAUUUCAUUCAGGAUUGAUUAAACCUGAUCGUGUUGAUUUCGAUCCAUUUGUUAAUCUUAAUAGAAAUUUGCCGCCGUCGACACCAGUAUCCCCUUCUAUGGCAAACGGUACAGAAGAAAAAAAUGAUUUAGAUAUACCAUCUGAUAGUGAAUCAAUAAAUUCUGUUGAAAUUACUGGUAGACGCUUAAGAAUUUCAUCAUCUGUCGAUACAGCCAAUGAUUUAUACUCGCUUGAUUUUUCACAACAUUCAUUAAGUAAUAAUUUAGAAAAUGAUGUAGUAGAGACUUCAAUCAAAACUAUUGAAAAGAAGUCGACAAAUAACGCUGAUGAGGGUGAUGAUGAUGUACAAGUUAUCAUGUUAAAACCAUCAUUAGAACAAGGAGUAAAACGUAAACUUGUUGAGUAUGAUGAUAGUGAAAGUCAAAGUGAAAUGGAAGAUAAUGGAAAAAUAGAUGAAAAUAGUGAAGAUUCUCAUCAUAGUUCAGUUAAUAAACAAUCAACAACUAAUGCAGAUUUACCUAUUGCAUUACGUCGAACAAAACGUGGUCACAAGAGUGUUAUCAGUGAGCUCUCUUCGAGUCCAUCAAGCACAAGCCAAUCUGGUGUACAAAGUUUAAGACGAAGAAAAUCUGCUGAUAAUACAUGGAAAAGCCCUAGUUAUUUGUCGAAAGGAAAUGGUCGUCGUGAACGUAGUAAUCGUCGUCGUCGUGUUGGUGGUGGUAAAAAAUCAAUGAAUGGAGAGUCAUCAUCAACUUCUGAUGAACAACAACGAUUUAAUGAUGAUGAUGAUGAUGAUGAUGAUUUUUCUGAUGAUUAUCUUUCAAAUAAUACAGCAUUAGAUGCUUUUCUUAAUGGAGAUCUACUUGACGAAGACGACGACGAUAAUGAUUAUAUUUCGCAACGAAAAGCUAGAACUGUUGCGCAAUAUCAGGAAAAAUAUCAAGUAUCAUUUAAAGCAUGUACUACAUGUUCACAAGCUACUCGUCCAGACUCAUUGUUAUUAUGUGAAGAUUGUGAUGAUGCAUAUCAUAUAGAAUGUCUUGUACCAGAAUUAUUUGCAGUACCUUUUGAUAAUUGGUAUUGUCCAUUGUGCGACCAUAAACGUUUAUGCGACGGAUUAAUUGAAAAAUUACAUAUACUUAUACAAGAUCAAUACGAAUACGAAAUGAAACGUAGAUUGUACGUAUCGAAACGACGAAAACGUUUAACAAAUGUUGCUGUCAAUGUUGAUCGAUAUGUCAGACAACCCGGAAAUGACAUUCAAAGAAAAAUGAUUGUGUCAAGUGACGACGAGGAAAAUGAAAAGAUAACUGAUUCAACAAAUGAUGACGAGAACUUUUUUGGCUUUCGAAUUAACACGAGAAAGAAUUCCAUAAAUGAUGACGAUAGUGUUUGUGAAGACAAAAACAAGAAAAACACUCGUACGAUAAAUAAUGGUAAUAGUGUUAAUGGAUGUAAAGGACAAAAGAAGAAUAGUUCAACCAACGGCGAAGAUAGUGUUUUUGGCAAUAAAAAGAAAACUAAUUCAACAAAUAAUGAACGUAAUGAAUAUGGAAAUAAAAGUAAGAAGAAAAUUAAUUUAACCAGUGAUGAUGAUAGUGUUUAUGGAACGAAAGCAAAAAAGAAAAUGAAUUCAACAAGCGAUGAAGAUAGCGUUUAUGGAUCCAAGCAGAAGAAGAAAUCGAGUUCAACCACUGACGACGAUAGUGUUUACGGGUCGAAAAAGAAAAUUAAUUCAACUAAUGAUAAAGAUAGUGCACAUGGAUCGAAAUCGAAAAAGAAAACUAAUUCAACAAAUAAUGAACGUACUGUGUAUGGAGAUAAAAGUAAGAAGAAAAUUAAUUUAACCAGUGAUGAUGAUAGUGUUUAUGGAUCGAAAGCGAAAAACAAAAUUAAUUCAACAAGCGAUGAAGAUAGCGUUUACGGAUCUAAACAAAAGAAGGAAACUAAUUCAACUAAUCGGGCAUAUAGUGGUUUUAUAUUUAAUAAUGAUGAAAAUCGUAAACCAUCCAGUCAAGAGGAAGAACACGAACAAACAGGCAAACGUAGUGUUAGAACAUGCCGACGAAAAGCUGCAAGCUAUUCUUUUGAUGAUUAUGAUAAAAAAAUGAAGGAAGCUAUAAUUAACUCUGGAGCUAAUAAAGAAUUAGUUGAAGUCGAUUCAGACGAUUCUGGCGAUAUUCUAAUGCGAAAAAAGUCAUCAAAGAAACGUGCUCGUUAUGAAUUAGAUGAAGAUUUCGAUGCUUCAGAUAGUAAACAUGAUCGUGAAUAUGUACCAAGCAGUAGUCGUCGUCGAACUAUAAAUGAAGAUGGUCGAAGUAAUGCAAAAGAUUUUGAAGACAAUGACAACGAUGAUUUUGGUAUGAGUGAUGAUGAUAGUGCUUGGAUUAAUCGACGAAAAUUAUCUACCUCAUCAGCAUCUAAAAAGAAAUCUAAUGCAACGUAUAGUCGCACCAAUAAUCGAAAGUCAACUAUGAAAUCAGAUGACGAUAGUAUGCUUUCUCAAAUUCAUAUGGAGUCUUUUUCACCACAGGUCAAAGUAAAAUCAGAACCAAUUACUGAAUUUGAUCAAAAUGUAAUUCGUCCAAAUGUAUUUGAUGCUAACGAAGUUGUUCGAAAUACAUCUGAUACAGGUCCAAUUGUUAACCACUCGUUUGGUAAAAAUCCAACCACGAACAAUACCUUAGACAAUACUCCAACUAUCAUCAAUACCGUAAAUACUGCUACGAAUGCUAAGAACCCUUCGGAAAAAGCUCCGAAACGUAAAAGAACCUCGAAUAAACCUCGAACCGCUAAUAAACCGUUGAGUAAGAAUGCAAAUGUCGACAAUGGAUUGGAUGAAAAUCCAGUUGUUGAAAAUCAAACUGAUAAAGAUGAAGAUACUAAGAAGCCAAAACCCCGACGAGCAAGACGACCGCCAGCUCCAAAAAAGAAAUCGUUAAUUCAACAAGAAAAUAUUUCUGAUGAAGAUGGCGCUCAACUUCCGGCACCAAAGCGUAGAUCGUUGAAGAAGUACCGUGAUAGUAAUGACUCGCCUGAAGAAGAUGAUGAUGAUUAUGAUAGAUUAGUACAUAAACGUCGAUUAUAUACUCAAGGCAGAAAUAUAACACGAAAGAAAAUAACAGAUCAUAUUAAAGAGUUAGUUGGAGAUGAAGAUGACGAUGAAGAAAAUGAAGAUGCAGAAAAUGAAGAUGCAGAUGGAGCAAAAAAAGAUAAUAAUAAUAAUACCAAACCAGUCAAGAAAAAUACCCAAUAUGAUGAAUUACAAAUAUCGGAUGAUGAUGAUGAUUUUCCGGAUGAAGAAGAAAUAAUAAAAACAACUGGUUUAAAAAAUUUAAAGAAACCUGCAGCUCCAGCAAAAGCUCCUGUUCUAUCAGCACAAUAUAUAUGUUCAAUGCCAUCAUAUCAGUUUGCCAUGAUUGAUCCAACAGCAAAUUUUGAUUUAACUUGUAUGCCGGAGCCAUCAAUAACAGAACCGAGUGACUCGAAUCAAGCCAAUAUUAAUAAUAGUCAAUCAGCAACAAAUUAA